Molecule: messenger RNA, 1228 nt
Organism: Schistocerca nitens (vagrant locust)
Lineage: Eukaryota; Metazoa; Arthropoda; Insecta; Orthoptera; Acrididae
Exons: 3
Coding region: 286-681 (131 amino acids)
Source: RefSeq, a predicted model, not a curated record
GUUGGUCGUCCAGCGCGCACCGCCGAAAUACGACCAUGACUAACGGAAGAUUUGCUGGCGUCACGUGCCGCGGAGACGGCGUGCGGCCGCGCGCAGCCCCCAGUCUCGCGCUGUAGGCGUCGCGUCACCUGCCGUCGCGUCGCAGUCGCAGUCGCAGUCGCGGCCGCCGUCGGUUCCCCGUGCCCGUGAUUCCCCCGAGUGCGCGAGCAGCUCUUCAGCGGACCGUCUGUGUUGCUCUUCCAAGUUCCUGCCUCUUCGCUGCUGCGGACCGGAUUUCCCGUCGCGAUGGACGCGGUGUACCCCGAACCGCUGUCGCGCCUGCAGCACCGUCGGGCGGUGCGCAAGCCCGUGCACCGCGGCCCCGGCGCCUGCUCGCUGCGCUACCGCACCCAGCCCGUCACCUUCGCAGAGAUCAAGGAGGUAGAUGAAGAGAACAUUGAUGACACAUCUACUGAGACAACUGCAGGUGCAGCUAGCAAAUCCGAACUUGACAUAAACACGAAAUUCGAAGAAUUCUGGAGAGCCGGAAGGGAAAAAGCCAAACAGAAGAAAAAAGCAAAAGAAGCAAAUAAAUCAAAAGUGAUUUCCACUGACUCAAGUCCAUCAUCACCUGAAGAUGAUACAGGAAGUGAAACCAAAAAUUUGACACAGACUUUAUCAAGUCAACGGCCAUCUAUCUGAGAUGUUCAGAUACGAGUAACCAAAUUUUUCCUGAGUCUGUCUCAUGAAGUUGAGAAUAUAAACUUAUGAGUGAUGACUGGUUGCUGCAAAUCUUGCAGUACUAUUUUUAUGGCGUGUGACAGACACUAAUAUUUUACAGUCAGAAGAAAUAUUUGUCAAUGUGAAGAGUGCGGAGCAAUUAUUGUGGGCACUGUGAUAGUUUUUUAGAUGGCUCCUCUCGAAUCGAACCGAAUGACUAAUACGAAUAUUUUGAUUACUCGUUUUUCACUUAUGUAUUUCUUCACAUAGUUAUUUCAUUUUUAUUUUUUAUCACAGUAAGUUUAAUUUUUGACCAUAAAAAUGAAAACAUCUCAUACGAAGAAGCUGUUGAUAUAACCGUGUGUUACUUAAACUUAACUGACAAAUUUUAUUUAUAUUAUUUUGUAUUUGAUAAUGUAAAAUUUAUGUGUGAUAUCAGAGGAAUUAUAUUUUCAUUGUUGACAGAACUGAAUGGUACUGAAUGAAUCUGCAAAAUCUUGGAAUAAAUUUAGAUCACAAAAAUUGGUAA